UAUAUACGUAUAUAUACAGAUAUCGCCUAAAUUAUUCUCAAACACCUAAAUUAUUCUCAACUUCAUCAGCAAAAACUUCUAACCUCAUAUAUAUAUAUAUAUAUAUAUAUAUGAAAAUGGAAGUUUCAUUUGGCACAACUAUAGUGUAUGUGGGUUUGAUAAGCAUAGUAAUUACUUGGGCAUGGAGAGUGUUGAAGUGGGUAUGGUUGAGGCCGAAGAAGCUAGAAAGGGCCCUCAGACAUCAAGGUCUCACUGCCAAAUCCUAUCGCCUUGUCUAUGGGGACUUGAAGGAAAGCUCCAACAUGUUCAAACUGGCAAAUUCCAAACCCAUGAUUCUCUCCCAUGAUAUAGCUCCUCGUGUCCUCCCCUUUAUCUACCAGACGGUAGAGAAUUUUGGUAAGGAUUCUUUUACAUGGAUUGGCCCCACACCAAGGGUAAUCAUUACGAACCCAGAGCAACUGAAAGACAUCUUCAACAAAUUUAGUGAUUUUCGCAAACUGGAUCAAAAUCCGCUCACAAAGUUGCUGGCCAAAGGCGUUGUAACUUACGAAGAUGAAAAAUGGGUUAAACACCGAAGAAUUAUCAACCCUGCAUUUCAUUUUCAGAAGUUGGAGCAUUUGUUACCAGCAUUUGCAGUAAGCCAUGGAGAGAUGAUUAGCGAAUGGGACAAGAUGAUGAUCUCCAAAGAGGGAUCAUGUGAGUUAGAUGUGUGGCCUUAUCUUCAAAACGCGACCGCGGAUGCCAUCUCUCGAACUGCCUUUGGAAGUAGCUAUGAAGAAGGAAGACGAGUAUUCCAGCUCCAAAAAGAGCAAGCUCAACAUGUAAAUGAAGUUUCGCGAUCUGUUUACUUUCCAGGAUGGAGGUUUCUGCCUACAAAGAAAAACAAGAGGAUGAAGGAAAUUGACAAGGAGAUCACAGCUUCACUCAGGAAUAUAAUCCAUAAAAGAAAGCAAGCAAUGAGAGAGGAAGAAGAGACCAAAGAUGACUUAUUAGGCAUACUCUUGGAAUCCAAUCGUAAAGAACAACAUGAUGGAAACAAGAAGAAUAUUGGAAUGAGUACUGAAGAUGUGAUUGAGGAAUGUAAAUUAUUUUACUUCGCAGGCCAAGAGACUACCUCGGUGUUGCUUGCAUGGACCAUGGUUUUGUUGAGCAUGUAUCCGAAUUGGCAGCACCGUGCAAGAGAUGAGGUUUUGCAAGUCUUUGGUAACAACAAGCCAGACUUUGAUGGGUUAACCCACCUUAAAGUUGUUACAAUGAUCUUCAAUGAGGUUCUUAGAUUAUAUCCUCCGGUAGUUACAAUGGAGCGAAAAGUAAACAAGGAAACACAACUCGGAAAGCUGACCUUACCAGUUGGAGUGCAGCUUUCCCUUCCUACGCUGCUUGUUCAUCAUGACAAUGAACUCUGGGGUGAUGAUGCAACCGAGUUCAAGCCAGAGAGGUUCUCCGAAGGGGUGUCGAAGGCGACUAAAGGCCGGCUUUGUUUCUUUCCUUUUGGUUGGGGACCCCGGAUUUGCAUCGGGCAAAACUUUGCUAUGAUGGAAGCAAAAAUGGCUUUGGCAUUGAUUUUACAGCACUUCAAAUUUGAGCUAUCCCCAUCCUAUGCUCACGCUCCUUCCACUACAAUUUUACUUCAACCACAAUUUGGUGCUCACCUUAUUUUGCACAAACGUUAAUUCGUUUGUACUAUAAAAUUAUCCACUAUAUAUGCAUAUGUAUAAUGCUCACAUGUACUGGAUACAUAUAUACAUAAACACAUCCCUAAAUGUUUUCUAUAGUUCAAGAUUAAUCUUAAGGGCUUUUGAAACUUUAUUGGGUUUGAAAAGCAAAUCCUUAUAGGAGGUAAUAUGAUUCAGCAGCUUGGUAUAUUGUUUGCUUGAAAGACAGCAGCUACUUUAUCCUUAUUUUGAUAUUUUAAACUUUUUUUAUUUUA
Ziziphus jujuba (common jujube) is the source of this 1930-nucleotide messenger RNA. Its product is annotated as cytochrome P450 72A397-like. The record is from RefSeq and is a predicted model, not a curated record. NCBI's taxonomy places the organism in Eukaryota, Viridiplantae, Streptophyta, Magnoliopsida, Rosales, Rhamnaceae. The coding region runs from base 111 to 1673 and encodes 520 amino acids. The transcript has 5 exons. Gene Ontology annotation, molecular function: iron ion binding; monooxygenase activity; heme binding.